This is a messenger RNA of Saccostrea echinata, 2303 nucleotides long. RefSeq names its product organic cation transporter protein-like. The transcript has 11 exons. The record is from RefSeq and is a predicted model, not a curated record. Lineage: Eukaryota; Metazoa; Mollusca; Bivalvia; Ostreida; Ostreidae. Gene Ontology annotation, cellular component: membrane. The coding region runs from base 194 to 1915 and encodes 573 amino acids. Gene Ontology annotation, biological process: transmembrane transport. Gene Ontology annotation, molecular function: transmembrane transporter activity.
AACAGGCAUACAGGACAGCGUAUUGUAUAGGGUUUUUUUCCACAAGGAUAAUCAAAUUUGAAGUGUAGUAUUACUUUUUGCAAACAGAUGGACUGACGAGUUUUGGGUUGACUGUGAAAUCGAAAAUCUUGCCAUCGAAAUCCGCGACUUAUAUAGGUAUAGGAGGUCACCUUCAUAUGUUCGAAAUCAUAAAAUGGAUCAACUACCCGUUGCUAAGAAAGAUGAUAACGUCGGAGUAAAAGAAUUGGACGGAAAUUACAUAUAUGGUCGCUGGGGACCCUAUCAAACUUUUCAGGCCGCCUUUCUCCUAAUACAUGCAUUGCAAGGAAGUUUUCAGCUUUUGAAUAUAGUUUUCAUUGCCUACAGACCAGGCUUCCAAUGUGCAGCGUCGGAGAAUGACAACCAGUCUCUUACAAAUAGUUCUAUGUACAUGACAUACGAAAAAUGUUAUCACAAUGACUCAGAUAUACAGCAUCCAAAACUAAUGGCAACAGCAAAGUGUCCAAACGGGUAUCAGUACACGUUAGGAAAAGACAGCACUAUUGUCACAGAGUUUGAUCUUGUCUGCGACCGAGCACAUUUAGCGGAACUUCUGCAGACAUUAAUGAUGGCGGGACAACUGGUAGGAGCAGCCUUUGCCUCAUCCCUCAGCGACAGAGUAGGAAGAAAGACCGUCCAUCUUGGCUCAAACCUUUUGACCUUGAUAUUGGGAAUUUCCAUGGCCUUUGCGUCAAAUUAUGCAACACUGGCAGCCAUGAAAUUUGUUCUUGGCGUUUUUCAACAGGGAAUGGUCAUGUCUGGUGUUGUCUUAUUCGUGGAACUCCUUCCAGAGCAGAGUCGCUUCUACUCUUCAGUAAUAGGCUUCCUUACUUGGAGUACAGGUCUGAUUAUCAUGACUGCGAUUGCUUAUCUACUGCAGAACUACUCCUGGAGAUAUCUUCAAAUUACACUUACCUGUUUUUCCUUUUUGAGCUUGUUCCAAUAUUGGAUUCAAGACGAAUCAUUACGAUGGCUCGUAGCCAACGGGAAAAAGAAAGAAGCAGAACGAAUAGUACGAAAGGUUGCCAAAUGGAACAAACUUGAUUAUGAGAAUCUCAAGAAGAAUGUGAAAAAGAGAAUGGCAUUAAGGAAUAAAGAAAAAGAAGAAACAGACAAAAUGCUGGCCGAACAGCAACAGCUCCAUGUUGUUGAAAAAUACUCCAUCAUUACCAUCCUUAGAAACAAAUCUGUCCUCGUCAUUUCCCUCCUGAUGUGUUUCACAUGGGUGACUAACACUCUGACAUACUAUGGGCUGAUCCUCACAGCUACGUCGUUGGCGGGAAAUCGUUUCCUUAACUUUUUCUUCAUGGCCUGUGUAGAAUACAUUUCAGUUAUCCUGGAAUACGGCAUGCUACGCCGGUUUGGGAGAAGAACUACAACAAUUUUUUUCCAAUCUUUAGCUGGAACUUCACUGGCUUUUGCCACCCUGUUGAAAUACUUUUCAGAUGGAGAUGGAACGCUCAUACUACUAUCAGUUUUGGCGACCUUUGCCGGGAAGAUGUCUGUGACUGGAUCAUUUAGUGUGCUAUUUCUCCUUACUCCUGAACUGUUUCCCACAAAUCUAAGGAAUGUCGGUAUUGGUUUGUGUUCAACAUUCUCUAGGAUUGGUGCCAUGAUAUCGCCUUUUGCUGGAACUUUGGCACGAGCUGUACCUUGGGCCCCGGGAACCAUUUUUGCUCUGAUGUGUUUUAUUGUCACAAUUAUUGCUUUGUAUUUACCGGAAACACGUGGAAUGGAUUUACCUCAGACUCUGGAUGAAACAAAAAGAUGGUACACAGAAAACAGUGGACUUCGCCUGCGCAAAAGUAGGAAGAAAGAACACAGUGUAUUUGAAGACUCUGAUGGUCCUCUAGCAGUGGCAUCCAAGGAAAUUUAGAAAUGAACAAAGUCUACUCUUUGUUAGAAUGAGAAAAUUGCAUCGUUGACCAACAGAUAUAUUACGUAAAUUCAUUUGUAUUUUCUAGGUCAAAGAAUUAAAUUCAAUAACUAUUUCUGUAUGCUGAGAUAUACUUGCAUGUACAAAUUAAAAAAAAAAAGAUAUACAUGCAGGUACAAAUUUACAAGAUGAACAUAUACAUGUACAUGAUUGGGAUAUUUCGAUAAACAUCUAAACUCAAACGAUGUACAUAACAUACAUGUACUGGUGAAAAAAUUGAAAUAAAUUAAGCAUGGAUAAUUUUAAGUAACUUUCCUUUGAAUAUUAAUCAAAUUGUUUUUCAUUAAAAUAAGUACAUUUAAAGUAGUAGCAAAGGGAUGAAAAAUGA